AUUUUGUUUACCACGCCACACGUUCUUUAUUUGGAGUGCCGACAACAGAACUACUGAACGAAAAAGCAACAUUUGUCAUUCUUUUCGAAAUCUUUUAAAAAUUAUGUAUAUUUGUGCCCAACAAUGGAUGUUCCAAUAAUUUGGAUGAUUGGUGGACCGGGCAGCGGCAAAGGAACACAGUCUAGUAAAAUAGCAAAAAAGUAUGGAUUCACGCAUAUUGAUCCCGUCGCAUUGUUUACAAAUUUAUGCUUUACACAGAUUGUAGGACAAACGGCUGUUGGUCAAAAAUUUGAAAAAUUACUAACUGACGGAAAUUCAGUACCGUUGUCAGAAAUUGUACCCCUGAUCAAGCAUGAAAUGAAUAGCAAUCGUGAUGGACUCAAGGGAUUCGUCAUUGAUGGAUACCCUGUCGAUAUGGAGGAGGCAAAAGUAUUAGAGGAUGGGUUCGGAUUGCCCAGUAUGAUCAUUGCGUUGGAGUUGGAAGAGCAAAUGGAAAGUCGUAGUAGUUUUAUUUCAUAUGGCCCUGCAGCUCGCCCUAGUUUAACUUCGUAUAUUGAUACAUCGAAAGACGUGAUGGAUAAUUACGCAGAAAUCACUCUGAAAAUUGAUGCCAAUCAAACACCAGAAAGUGUUUUUGAGGAAAUACAAAUGGGUAUAGAUGCGUGGGUCAACAGCAAUGGCCAGAUAGUGUUCGCCCAAUAGACAAACGUUUUCUUUAACCUGUAACAGGUGUUCAAAAAAAGACAAUAAUUUAUAACUCCA
Messenger RNA from Drosophila gunungcola (fruit fly), 762 nucleotides. Its product is annotated as adenylate kinase isoenzyme 1-like. Gene Ontology annotation, biological process: nucleobase-containing compound metabolic process. Gene Ontology annotation, molecular function: AMP kinase activity; ATP binding. The transcript is spliced from 4 exons. Gene Ontology annotation, cellular component: cytoplasm. The record is from RefSeq and is a predicted model, not a curated record. The coding region runs from base 124 to 702 and encodes 192 amino acids. NCBI's taxonomy places the organism in Eukaryota, Metazoa, Arthropoda, Insecta, Diptera, Drosophilidae.